CUCCGGUUAAGGCACGGUCCAUCGUACAUCGUUCUGCGGCGGUAGAUCAUUGAAGUGCAUGGCAUCCAUUGAAUAUCUAGCGUCUGAUAACACAUCUUGGCGCAUAUAUGUUGGAACAAUUAUCACCAUUGUACCUGCCACUAUCGUAGUGGUUUUACGAUUUAUCGCUCGACACGUUGCUAAAGCUGGGUUUUGGUGGGAUGACUAUACGAUUGUUGGGGCGCUGAUAAUCAACUGGGCCCUGGCAGCGACGAGAUGGGUUCAGAUCGCAGAUUAUGGCUUGGGCCAACAUUAUGUACAUGCACCGCCCGGUCAAACCCAAGCCCUGGGCAAGAGUUUCUUGGCUACAGAAAUUUUAUACUUUACGAAUGCCGUUCUCACCAAAGGCUCCUUGCUCCUUCUAUACCAUCGAAUCUUUGGAGUUGUGAAAGGAUUCCGCUGGGCUCUCUGGGCAUCCGGGGCCUUAGUGAUCGGUUAUUACAUUGCCUGUGUGAUCGUUUCAAUAGCCGGCUGUAGGCCGGUAUCUAAGCUCUGGGAUUCCAGUAUUCCUGGAACGUGUAUUGACUUGAUCGCCUUCUUCCGAUGGAACGGUGUUGGCAAUAUGCUCCUCGAUGUUUUGAUUCUAUGCCUUCCAUACCCGAUGGCGUGGCGAUUGCAAACGACGUUGAGACAAAAGUGGAUUCUUACUGGCAUAUUUCUACUCGGCGGUUUUGUCUGUGUUGUUUCCGUACUUCGGAUCACAAGCUUCGAUUUCGACCCUCUGGAUAAUAUCACCUAUGACAGCGUUGUACCAUCGACCUGGUCCUCGAUCGAACAGUCGGUUGGAAUUAUCUGUGCAUGUCUGCCAACCAUCCGACCGCUUCUCAGAUGGUUGACUGGCAGCUCUGCCAGUAGUAUCCGCAAGAGAGACAGUUCUUCUUCCGAAUUUCCUCAAGGAAGCCCUCUAUCUGGUCGACGAUCGCAGACAGACGAGGAGAAUUCUCUCGACUCUUUGGCGUCCCCCACGUCUCCUACUCCCCUCGUGUCCCAGAUGAACUCGGGACACAAUCGUGUGUCAUCGUCUCCAGCGAUGGACACUAUUGAAGACCAUGGCCAUAGCUCCUGGACCCUUGAGGAAUCUAGUGGAAACCCUGAAGGGUAUAUCCCACGGCCAGAGUCCUUUGCAUAGGCAGUCUGUUCUUUCGUUUGGUCUGAAGUGUAAAUUCAAGAUUUCGUGAUACCCCUACUAGUUAUAUCAGCAACACGGAUCAAUUCGUUGAGUGCAUUCCAGCAAUGUAGGAUUUCGAAAGACAGUCGUCUAAUAUCAAGGAUGAAGCAUUAAUGUAAUAAUCUUGAUUGAUAGCAAUAUAUAUGUAUGGCGAUAUAUGAGAUCGUACUAUACACCACCGUCUUUUAAUCCGUUCUCAUGACCUCUGACGUUCAGCAGUCACUGCCCUGGCGUAAUUUUGAAGCCUUUGCUAGAACAUAGCACCGGUCAUAGCGAAUAUUUGUAAAGUCCCAUUCUGGAUGGACAUGAUUUGAAAAUAGAUAUAGAAUACAAUGCACAAGAGAUCAAUCCAAAAAAAAUCCCAUCUAUCUGUACAAAAAGCAUGAUGCAAGAUAUCAACGCAUCAUCUCGGCGAGUCACAAGUCACACCCGGAGUGACACAGGUGAACAGCUUUAUCAGCCAUCCACGACCGUGUCUCACCCCUCCAAAUUGCCUUCAUCAUAUCAUGACCGAGCCUCGAUUUUAGGGGUAUCCUCGUUCUCCUCAAUGACAACGGCGCCCUCCUCCAACAACUCCUCGGGAGUCUUCACCCGAACUUCCAUCACCCGCAUGAUCGUGUAGCGGUGCUUGCUCCGGGCCUGCUUGAUGUGUCGCUGUCUCCGCUUCGUCUUCUCCUUGAUGCGCAUGGGCUCCGACUCGACACCAGUGACGCGGACUCGGCACUCGAACAAGCGUUCGUCGAGGUGCGGCGAGCCCUUCAUUGUGAAAUCGCGCGAACCAAGAGCGCUGGCCCGGUUGAAGCGGAGAAUGUCUCCGGUCUUGACCUUAGGCAUGAGGAAAGGAAGACGGACAUGGUCACCCUCCGUUAAGAGGUAAGGCCGGGCGUGCAGCUCUGCAACAACAUAAUGCGGCGAUUGACCAGCCAGAUGCGGGAGGCGCGACAUGAGGGACUUGGUCACUUCAAGAGGGGAAUCGAAGGUUGGUGCAACCGGUUGCUUGGCAAUUGGGACAUCGGCGCGCGUGUGAGGGAUCGAGGAGGGAGAGGAUGGGUCGUAGGAUUGCACCUCGGGUGCAUUCUGAGUCUCGGGCUGGGAAGUUUGCGCGCGAGGAGUAGCACUCAAUGGUGAUUCGGGGGUUGGAGAAGAUGAUUGAGUCUGAGUCUCUUGUUGCUGUGUUCGAAGUAGGGCGGUUUGGUGCAAGCAAGCUCGUUGCCGAAGGGGAGCUGCAGACAAAAUAGAAGACGGAGCAGACAACCGCAAGUCAGCGGCUAGACUCCGGAAUACUGAGCGUGAGAACAUCUUGAAAGAACCUUUCCCCGUUGCGUAGAGCGAAUUGCGGGAAAUCAAUGGUUCCUUGUUGGUCAAGUUACUGGCAAGAGCGGCUCUUGG
Messenger RNA from Penicillium brasilianum, 2596 nucleotides. Lineage: Eukaryota; Fungi; Ascomycota; Eurotiomycetes; Eurotiales; Aspergillaceae. The record is from the annotation of a GenBank genome assembly.